This is a messenger RNA of Carassius carassius (crucian carp), 1723 nucleotides long. Its product is annotated as bcl-2-modifying factor-like. The record is from RefSeq and is a predicted model, not a curated record. Gene Ontology annotation, biological process: apoptotic process; positive regulation of apoptotic process; negative regulation of autophagy. The transcript is spliced from 4 exons. NCBI's taxonomy places the organism in Eukaryota, Metazoa, Chordata, Actinopteri, Cypriniformes, Cyprinidae. The coding region runs from base 173 to 604 and encodes 143 amino acids. Gene Ontology annotation, cellular component: myosin complex.
GCCUCACCGUUGGAAAACGAGAGCGCGCUCGACGCAGACAGAAUGAAGUGCGCAGAAGUGGGACGCGCAGCGAGCGAGUAGCUGCUCAUCCUGCUCUUCACGCGAUUGCUUUUACUUAAACGUUUCUACUGAGCUGGAACAGAGACAAAGACAAAGGUGAGGAGCUCGGCUGAUGGAUGAGGAUGAGGAUGAUCUGCACAGGAAGGGUCUUCAUCACUGGCCUUCCUCUCACGUCCAGAUAAAGCCGAGCGAGACCGCAGGGAGACCCCCUGCAUCACCCAGCGUAAUGCUGCCGUGCCCAGUGCAUGUGGAGCACAGACGCUUUCUCUACGGUAACGCAGGCCUGCUGCUGCUAGCGUCGCUCGGCCGCUCUCGGCCCCCAGACGUGGUUCUCCAGCAGAACCUGCGCGUGAUGGACCCGGCGGAGAGCGUGGAGACCCUCAUCGGGCAGAAGCUCCAGCUGAUCGGAGAUCAGUUCUAUCAGGAGCACAUGAUGCAUCACAGAAACCAAAGGAACCGGGAGCCUCUGUUGUGGCGUGUGGCGGUGGCGCUCUUCACGCUUUUAUUUGGAAGAGAGGCCAACGCAAGAGCAGAUCGCAGGUGAAGCGCCUCCCAAACACUGCCAUCCGUGUCCCAGUCCUCUUCACGGAGCACAUCGUUUAACAGCACUGUCUGGAAUCUAACACGGGUUUUUGGGGGAAAACCAGAGACUGGAAUGAAGACGUCUCCGCAGGACGGGGCAGUUUUUAUCAUCAUCUUUCCCCAUGAAGAUGCCAUGAUGUUUUUGAAAUUCUACCAGGAAUAUUUUCAUAGACACGUCGAGGUGUUUUGUACAGGAUGCGGUUUAAUUUUCUUUGCACUUCCACACGUGUGUAUCCGGAUGACCUCCUCGAGUCUUGGGAACGCCUUACUGUCCCACGCCACCCAUAAACGGAUGAUUAGGACGGAUUCUCCUUCAGAAAUCUCCCAAGACGUCCAGCAGCUUGACAAAUCUCCAAAGAGGCUGUCUCUCAGAACGAAAGCUUUUUGCACCUCCGUUUUCUUGAUGUUUUUACGUUUUUUAUUACAUAAUUGUUGGAGUUUUUUUAUUGUUCUUUCUAUUGUUUGGUUUGAAAUCUAGUCAGAAGGCGAGGAUGAUCUUUGAAGAGGGUUUGAUGAAGUCCGUGAUGAGUUGAUGUACUGCUGUUAUUGAGAUGUCUUUAUAUUUCAUUUGAUUUGAGUUUUGACGCAACAGCAUGAAAUAUUACUGGAUUGCUUUUGUUUGCUCCAAUAUCAUUUGUGUAUGAUCUCGAGGGAAGCAAAGGUAGAGGAAAACCAUUAUCAGGUCUUAAAAAUUCACCAGAUUUUGAAAAACAGUAGAAUUAAACUUGCAAAAAUGUUGAUUUUAAGUCUCAUUCAGGUACUUAGAGAGACAUUAAAGUUCAUCCAAAAAUGUACGUUCUGGCAUCAUUUACUCUGAUUUGCCCUAAUAAAGUUGUUUCAUGAUUAACUUCCAUAUUAUGGAAAAAAAAUGAUAGGAUGGAAGUCAAUGGACUUUUUGGUUACCAAAAUAUUUUAUCAUAAUAUUUCUGUUAUCAUUUAUUCACGCUCAAUUUGUUCCAAAACCUGUAUGAGUUUCUGAUCCCCAUUGACUUCCAUAGUAUUUUUUUCCCUACUGUGGAGGUCAAUGGGUGCCAAAAACUGUUUGGUUAUGAAAAUCCUUGAAAAUAUCUUCUUUUGUGUU